AAGAGAACUCUUCGCUGAACUAAUAUUUCUUUCUUAUCUGUAUUUGUUAAAAAUAUCUCUAUCCAUAAAUUAUUCAAAUAAUUAUCAUUCAACUUACUGUUAGUUUUGAAUUCACGUUAAAUAACCGCAUUCCCUUUGUAACAAACAUAAGAUGACCAGCAAAUUAAUUGACCAGGUAUGCGCAUUUAUUGCACUAUAUUUCUGGUGUGAGAUAUCAAAUCUACGGGCACGUUUUACUUUUGAUAGUUUAAUUAGACCUUUUCUCAUCUUGAAUUAGACUACAUACAAUGCAUUAUUAUAUAAGAAACAUCUGUUGCAAUGAACCUGUGCUUUGUAUUUAGCUUAUCCAAAAUGAAAAUACCGAUGUUUGGCGGACUUCACAAAUUCCAUUCGUAUUCCUAUCUGCUUACGCAAUCAUCAUUAUUCUCCCUAAGACUUCCGAAAUAUUCAAGCUUGCAAACUCGUUUGUUACAUUCGGGAAACAAAACAGAAUUAUUUGGUGAUAAAAAAGAAUCUUGGGUACCCAUAUAUCGUUUCCGUUCCAUAAUUUUUAUCCAGGCGAUCUCACAACUUAAAAUUAUAUUAACUGGCUCAUUAAUUUCUGGCUGUCCAGUAGCUAUAUACAAAUACCUACAUGAUCAAGUUUCUUCCUCAUUAGUUUAUACAUUUCUGGGUUGUGCGGCGUUUUCUCUGUGCAGUCUGAUUAUUUUCAGUUGGCUCAGCAUAAAAAUUGUGGGAGUCGUUAGUAUUCACAGAGAGUCUGGUCUAGUACGCAUCGGACAUUUAACAUUUUGGGGAAGACGUCAAAAUACAAUUUUGAAUUCAGGUCAAAUAGUUCCACCAUCGGAUCUUAACGAAACACCGGGAAAAAAAGUUAUGUUCUUAUUGGGAUAAUUAAUGCAAAUCACAAUUCCACAAAACCUUUGGGUAUUGGAAGAACCUUUCUUCUAACUAGAGUGAGAUCGGAAAUAUUAGACAGAGAAAAAUUCAAGCAGAUUUUCGGAUUUAUAUGAGUUUUAAGUGUUAUCAUGUAUAACAUAUCCCCACACCACGCUUUACAAAUGGAGCACGAUGAUACACUAUUGUAACUGCGGUCAUCGUAAAAUAAGAAAAUAAACUGAUUUAUAAACAUCUUUUAUACUUUCCACUGCUGAUCCUGGUUAGUGAAUUAAGUGAUUCGACGUUAAAAUCUGGCUCAGAAAUAGUUUAAAAUAUCACUGACAUUGAUGGAUGGUAAUGAGAAAUCGAUCCUAAAGAAUCAUUACGGAUUUAGAAGACAACUAACUGUUACUACUAAGUUCGAUUGCUAUUGCAUCGAAUUUAUUUGAUAAUAUGAUUUCUUUCUGUGAGUCUGGUACUCAGAGAUCAUUUCUCACAAUAUAUUUUUUGUAGACAAGUUAAUCUUGGCAAUAAAGUUUAU
Schistosoma mattheei is the source of this 1420-nucleotide messenger RNA. The record is from the annotation of a GenBank genome assembly. NCBI's taxonomy places the organism in Eukaryota, Metazoa, Platyhelminthes, Trematoda, Strigeidida, Schistosomatidae.